Molecule: messenger RNA, 23188 nt
Organism: Oreochromis niloticus (Nile tilapia)
Lineage: Eukaryota; Metazoa; Chordata; Actinopteri; Cichliformes; Cichlidae
Gene: zfhx3b
Product: zinc finger homeobox 3b
Exons: 11
Coding region: 6114-17768 (3884 amino acids)
Biological process (GO): regulation of transcription by RNA polymerase II; regulation of neuron differentiation
Cellular component (GO): nucleus
Molecular function (GO): RNA polymerase II cis-regulatory region sequence-specific DNA binding; zinc ion binding; DNA-binding transcription factor activity, RNA polymerase II-specific
Source: RefSeq, a predicted model, not a curated record
UUUUAAUAUUAAUAUUUUAUUUCAGAAGCAUUGGAUUAACAACCUAAAAUAAAAGAGCAAUAUUUAAAAAAAUAAAUAAUUAAAUAAAAAAUCAAAUCACAUAAAAUAAACAAGCAAAUACAACAGCAGGUAGAAUAUCCCCUUAUAAGACAUUACAGAAAAAUACACAAGCAAACAAAUAGAUCCAUGAAAACACUCUAAUAAAUCUAGAAAGCAUGUGAAAUAUGAAUAAAAUGAUCCAACACACUAUGUGAUAUGUGAUAGGCAAGCGUGUAAGUGAAAGAGCAGGAAAGACGAGUCCAAACGUUGCAUUUGAUUUUGAUAAACAAAAGAUUCACCACAGUGAUCAGCUGCAUCCAGUCAGGAAUAUUCUGGGGGUGCCAAAAAUGGAGGGGAAAAAGGGGGAGGAUGGGGGGCUAGAAAACCAGAGGUCACAGGUGUGUGUAGGUUUACCUUUUUUAAAUUGCUGGUUUAGAGAAUAAAGUCGAGGAAAUAAAAUAGUUAUAAGUAAAGGUUUGCAAAAAUAUGUUUUUCCCCUGUCCACAGGGCACGUGGCACACAUCCUUCAAGGAUAAUGGUUGGAAAUCAUGUGUAGAGUGCAAAGCAUGUUACAUUUAUACCCCCCAAUUCAAAACGAUUGUGAAAAGUUAAUUUAGAAGCGGAAUAGCUGCACUUUUGAUUAUUUAUUUUUUCUUUUCUGAAGUUGUGUAUCAGCAGAUUUCUGCAGGACGCCCCGCUAAUUAGGCCAAAAUUUCAGUUUGAUCCGAGCUGGGCAUGUUGUUCUUUGUCGCUCCCGGUCAGUCAGAGGCUAUUUCAAAACUAGGAUAAUUUUCGGAGUGCAUCUCGUGUCCUUAAUGAUCGGUUAAAAAAACAAAACAAAACAAAAAACACGUUUGACUGAAAUGUCUGUGAUUUCCGACGUUGAAGUCCCUCGCCUAUUUUGUCCACGCCAUAACCUGAACGUGUUUGCGUGCUUCGUUUACAUUCGAGUCCGUUUUUAAGAUGCAACCACAGACUCAAAGGCAAAGGUGCGCUUUUGCAAAGACCUGGGUCCGCAGGCGCUUGGCUUCUGUGAAAGAGCUGAUGCGCUACUUGAUCCCAGUGGUCAGGCUGAACAUAAGAGGGCGCUCCCAUUGCACCUGGCUGUGCUGCCCUAUCCACCCUAGACACACGGAGAGCCGGACACCAGCCUCUCUCGUGGGGUCUGCAGCGGUAAACAGCGCAGGCUCAACUGUUACAUUCGAUUGAUUAUUGAGAGAGAGGAAAAAAGGGGGGAAAGAACGAUAAACAUGAUUUUAAGAAAAUUGUAUUUUCUCGAAAUUUCAAAUUAUUCCGCAUCAGUAAGUUGUACCUUUUUAUGAAAAAUAAGAAUAUAUUGAAAAGUUUUUAAAUGUCUGUAUUUACAGUUAAGAUGGGUAACCUGGGCUCCAGUCUUUCUAGCCUAUUAUCAGCCCAGCUGGGGUCACUGAGCGGAGGAUCGAACCCGCGGGCCGUGCGUGUGGCGUCUUUUAAAUGUGUCAUUAACAUCUUCAGUUAAAAGCAAAAUCAAUUUAAUUUUCGUCGUUAAAAAAAAUAUUUGUGUUGUUUCCCUUUGUGUCUCAGCCUGAGCUUCGAGUCCACACGCAAUUUUUAUUUAUAUUUUCACAGCAUAAGCUCGCUCAGGCGGUUUCCUUAAGAAUUUCCUGAUGCCCUUUUCAUAUCUGUUUACCAUAGCCUGAACACAUGACUGACACUCCUCUUGUUAAUAUUGCAGCCUAUGAACAUCUUAAAUCCCCAAAUCCUUCGGAAUAUAAUGGUCGUUAUCUCUUUAUAAAGUUAUAUGACUUUUCUCGAUAGCAGCUUUCAUCUUUAAAUACUUUCACCCCUGCUCAUUUCCUCUGUUUCCCUUUGUGCUUUGUCUGGGAUUCCGAGUGCAUGGCGUACACGCGCGGGCACGCGUAACACGCGAGCACGGUAGCCGAUCUGUUAAAUAAAGUAAAUGUAAUUUAAUUUGAACACAUUAAAGUAAAUAUUUCUAAAAGCUGACAAGUGCUACACGUGGGUCUCUGACAACCAUCACAGAGUUCCGGUCCAAGCACGUUAGUGACGAUUAUUGGGGGGAGGGGGGCUCUGCCCUCUGAAUGCACAGUUUUGUUCCUUGCAGUCCUUCAUAUGGUCAAGCACUUUCAUGUGCUCCGCAUCUACGGAGAAUUUUGCAUUUUUAAGCUCCUCUGCCUUUCUUUGUCAUAUCCACGGGCUGUCAUAGCCACAGGUUGUGUUGAAUUUGCAAUGCCACUCAUCGAUGUAUGCCUAUUGAGGCUGGCACGUGGACAGUUAUCCUUCCCACUGAGAGGCGCAAUUGAAUGGUGGUAACACAAAAGCUUCAGACCCUGUCAGUUCCCCCUUUUUCUCUUUUCAGUGAUGCAUAGGCCCUAAAAGCAUCAAGGCCUCUGCCUGGCUGCUCUGCCUUUGAUUUAGCCUACACUAUACUCAAUAUGGUCGCUGAUGGAGUAAUAUCAAUCAGGCCUUUGCAUAAAUUUGUAAACUGAAGUUUGCAUUGUUAGGCUUUAGGCGACUGACUGGCUCAAAGCUGCCUCCUACAAGCCUCAAAUUACACCACACUCUUUUAUUAUCUCGUAGCCCCUUUAACUCCUCUCGCACGCUGUUUUCAACCUAUUCAUUUUUACAAUCUCUUCUUCCCGAGAGAGCAGACACGUCGCAAAUCCUCGAGAUUCCUGCAGACUGCCUCUCACACUGCAAAAAUGCGAGCUGUUCGAAGGGGCGAUGCAGUUGUCUUGUUUUUCUAAGAGGGGCAUGCUAUACAGGCGAUGCCGCAUUGCUUAAAAACAGGUAUCAGUGCCUGCCGUGGCUUGUGGAAGGCAAGUGCUGAGGAAAUGCCGUGUUACAGCACACCAUAUAUUUUACCAGCAGAGAGAGAGAGAGAGGGGAGAGACAGACAGAGAGGGAGGGAGGGAGGGAGGGAGGGAGAGAAAGAGAGCGAUGGAAGGGGGGAGUUGGGUCUUGGCCAUAUAGGAUACAAUGUAAGAAGUUUGAUUUUCAUAGGCUCUUCAAAUGAAUAUAUGCUAUUGGAUCUGUAGAAACGCCGGGUCCCAUGGGGGUUUCAUAACCUUUCUAACCUUUAAGUCAAAGGCCCCUGGAAAAUAUAAAAUAUGGUCUAGCUAUUUCAUCUACCAUCUUCGCCACUGCACCAUCACAAAAGGCUAAACACAUCGGCUGUGUGAGAUCCUCGAAAAAAAUAACUAAAAAUGAAACAGAUUAGAUUUGUCUGUGCCAUGCAUUUCUAUCCGACACACGCGAAAACAAGCAAACAAACAAAUACAUGUUCGGUAGAUUUAUUAACCCGGUUAAAAGUCGUUUCUUACCACAGCUUUGUAUACUGGGUACUUUGAAUCUGUAUGAUUGGGCAAUGUUUCGACCGGGCUAUGUUUGCCUUUUAACUGUUAACUCUGCGUCUGAAUUCACCAUAUAGACCCAGACUAACAAAUCCGUAUUGUUUCAAUAAACAUGGCACGUUGUGUUAUCAGGGAAAGCUACUGCUUGUAUUCAGUGGACCAGGGACUCUAUAUGGAAGUGUUUGCACAGAAAGUGUGCACACUGAGAGUGAGGGAUUGUCCAUUUCCUCGGAGAAUCAACAAUAAAAUUAUCAUAACAAAGAGCACUGAGAGACUCAAAGGUUGAUUUUUUGCAAUGCGGUCUUUUCAUUCGGAGGAAACGAUGGGACAUCAGUUACAGAGGAGACGUGCUUUACGGAAAUAUUAUUAAGACAAACAAACGUAGAACCUCAACAAAUUCAUGUUCGGAUCGAUCAUAAAGGCUUUCAGAAUUUCCUGAACACGAAACACCUCAGGAUGAGAUGAGACACUGACCACCUGGGCUUCCUGUCAUAAUAUCAGUGUAAUUAUCACAGCAUAGCAAAUUCCAUGCAUACAGGCCGGAGUGGACCAAAAAAACAAAAAAACGCCUGACACAACUCUGUCACCUUGUCACACAUUUAUAGUGUUAUUAUUAUUAUUUAAGAGAAGGUGCACUUAUUGAACAUGAUGCUGCCAACAAACAAAAUCAGUUUAGUAAUAGAUGUCUUGAUAGCCUGUUUCCCCAUCACUCCUCUGUGUUUCAGCAAGCCUUUCACUGAUGUGCUGGGUAAGAAAAAAUAUAUGUAUAUUUUUUAAAUAGCUGCUGCAGGCUUAUGCAUAUUAUAAAUAGCCUUAAAAAUUAAAAUAGAUAUCAUACACAUGUAUAGGAUAGUUGUGGCUUCAACAAGUUCUUUAUUUGGCUGGGGUUUUUUAAGAAGCUGAAUUUUCUUUGCAUACUGUACGAAUAAAAAGGAGCUCUCACGAGUUUGCCAGAUUUACAGGAAAAAAGAAAAAAUAUUUAAACCUUUUAUGGGGUUCUCCUAAUAUCUUAAAUAACAAAUUCUUUUAUAUUCCAAUACUGCUAUAAGAUAUUGUGCUGAAUUUUAUUUGGACUGCAAUUUGGAGCUGGCUGUAACUGUAAGGACGACACGUCUUCUCCGUCAAACUUGCAUUUUGCUCUGUCUUAUUCUAUAAAACCGAAUUUGACAAUUUCACAUUUCCGUCAGGUGUCAUGGCUUUGUUGCUUUAUUUCACUUAAAUAUACGCACACAUAUUUUUAUGCGACUUAAGAAACACCUCAUUGCACUAAAGUUGCAGUAGACUUUCAUAUACGUCUCACCAUUAAGCCAGUCACCGUUGUUUUAAUUUGAUUUGAUUUUUAAUUGAGAAAUAAACGCAAGAAUUCAAAAGGAUUCCCUUCCAUGUUUUUGCAAGGGUCGAUCUACACGAAGUUGAUCAAAGUUUGACAUUUUUGAAGGCGCGCAACACCGCUGUUUAAUGCCAACUUCAGUCUCUGGGCAAGUGGCUUUCCUCUUAAUGCUUCAAAAUUUAUAAAUAUACACGUACAUAUAACCCGUUAGUUCUAAUAUCCAGGGAACUAAGCAAGCUCUUUUUUCCCCUUUGAUUUUUGCGGGUUACAAUAGUAAGCUAUACCCUGGCAUCCUGCAUGCUGCUGUUACAGUACACUUUUGCAUAGAUGUGGAAAUCGCUUUGAAAAAAAUAAUCAUUUCCCCCCCGCAAAUGUUUAUUGUAGUUCUUUACAAACACGACAGCUCGCUGAAUGGUUACAGGUACACUGUGCCGAUGACUAGCAGGCGAACUUUUCUGGUCAUUUCAGCUGCCGAGAGUCUGUUUUGGUUUUCAAUAACUUCUUUAAACGUACAAUCUAAACUCACUUUUUUAAAAAAAAAAGAAGAAACAUAACCCUCUGUGCAGCUUUGACGAGACCAAAUUGGCUCACAUGGACUCAAAAGAGACGGAAUAAAAUAAAGCCGGGCUGCUUAUGCGCUUUAAGUGACCGAAACAUGUGCAUAUCUUUCAUUUUAAAAAGCAAAAACCGCGACAAGAAAACGUUUCAAAAAAGUGGAGGAAAAAAAAAGAGCGGAAGAAAAGCUGCGUCCGUGGCACCGGGCUUUGCCUGCUACGGCUGCCUGCUCCACUAUUAACUUUCGCUGCCUUUCCUCUAAUCAAACUCUUACUUUCCGCUGUUCUUAAUUCCAUAUUUUCAAUUCCUGAUCAUUACUUUCCUCUUUUUUCUACUUGUAUCUAUCCAUCCAUCCCUCCCUCCCUCCUCUUUCUCCCUCCCUCCCUCCCUCUCUCUCCCGAGCUCUCUCCUUUGCUGAAUCUUAUUGAUCCAGAAGGCGGCUAAUUAGCCCUUCCCUUCGUGCCUGUGUAAUGAAGCACAUGCGCACUGAAUUAAUCACAGCCAUUUUUUGCAGGAAACUAAUUAGCAGGAAUAAAGAUCCAAAGAGUUUUUUCUUUUCAAUCAUCAGAUCUCACUUUCACCUCUUCCUCGCUCCCUCUAACACAAGACUCAUCGCCUGCUUUGCAUCCAAAUUAUUUUUAUAUUGCCUUUAACAACUAAUAGUACCUACUUCGUUUUUUACACUCCGCAACAACAAUGAUCUUUCUUUUGCCACCCUAAGCGCAAACUGACCAAAAGGGGACUGCCUUGAUGGGAUCUUUAGCUAAAUCAUCUCAAUACUGGAUUAAAAAGCGAGGAUCACAAACCGGCAGCGAGAAAUUGCCUGGAUGCGAUGAAUGCCUCAUGUAGGCAUCAGCAUGGACAGCUGUGAGUCUCCCGUGGUUUCUGGGACAGACGAUGGGCUCGGCUCCUCCCAGCAGCAGCAACCACCUCAGCCCUGGAACGAUCACAAUAGCUCACAGGUCACCUGCACCAACCAGGCACCUUCCCUGGACCCGCUGUCUCUCUCUGGUCCCUACCCCUCUCAGUCCCAAAACUCUAUUGCACCUCAUGACAGGGUAAGAGAACUACAGUCUCAGCAGCAGCAGCAGCCAAAACAGACAUCACCCCAGACCCACCGUGAUAGCUCUGCCACAGGCCAGCUGCAUCCCAGAGGUGACGGUCUUGACGAAGAAGACCAAGAGGGAGUGAGCUGUGGAGAAGAGGAAGAAUCUGAGGACUUAGAUGAAAUGGAGAUUGACAACUGUUUCCCUAGUCUUCAACCUUUUCCUGGGAUGCCAAUAGCUUCAGGGGGAGGAGGUAUGCCCACUCUUCUGCGGCAUCAGCCCACACAACAGCAGGGACCACCUGAGAGUGGGAGUGAGGAAGGGGAGGAGGAAGAGGAAGAGGAGAGCAGUGAUGUGGAGAACCUGGCUGGUGAGAUAGUCUACCAACCAGAUGGCUCAGCCUACAUUGUGGAGAGCCUCAGUCAGUUGAUCCAAAGUAGUGGAGGCAUGGUACCCAGCCUGCUUCCUACAAACUCUCUCUCGAGUGGGGGGAAACCAGGGGAACCUGCUGGGACUUCGUCCUCAGUUUACCCACAGAUCAUCAACACGUUCCACAUAGCCUCGUCCUUUGGAAAGUGGUUUGGUAAUUCAGACCAAGGUUUCCCCAAUACCUCAACAAUGGCAGGCCUUAGCCCUGUCCUGCACAGUUUCCGUGUCUUCGAUGUGCGGCACAAAAGCAACAAGGAUUACCUGAACAGCGAUGGGUCUGCCAAGAAGUCCUGUGUAUCCAAAGAUGUUCCCAACAAUGUGGAUUUCUCCAAAUUUGAUGGGCUAGCCCUAUACGGCAAGGGUAAGCCCAUUCUCAUGUGUUUUCUCUGCAAGCUGUCCUUCGGCUAUGCCCGUUCCUUUGCCACUCAUGCUGUCCACGAUCACCGCAUGACACUGUGUGAAGAUGAGCGGCGGCUGUUAGGAGAUAAGCAUGCAUCUGCCAUUAUCCAGGGCAUUGGGAAGGACAAAGAGCCCCUCAUAAGUUUCCUGGAACCAAAAAAUAAGAGCACUCCUCUGCCAUCUACGCUGCUCCCUCUUAACUCUGGACAGAGCUUCUAUGGCACAUUUAGUGGUGUCCAUCUAGAGCCUGGAAGCAGCAGUGGGGGCAGUGAGACCCUCCUGAACAAAGACUCUGACUCUGGCCUCCACCAACAGCAGCAGCAACAACCCCCAUUAGGCUCAGUGCUUUCUCUUGGAGGGCUGAGCAUUCCCAAAGUGUCCACUCUUACCUCAUCCCCAGGCUCUGCCAAAGACUCCAGUGCCCUGCCCAAACAGGGAGGGAGAACAGAGGAGCCUGCUGGGAAAGAGUUGGCUUGCAAGGGAGAAGAUGGGAACACUAAGGGACAUGAAAGCAAGGCACACUUAUCCAGCCAGACCGGGGGCUCUGAGGAGGACGAGGAACUGUUAUUAGGGGCAGAGGAAGAUGAGGCAGAAAGCACUGCAAUGGCCUGUGGUGGUAACAGUAGCAGCGGUGGGGGUGAAGCGGGGGAACCAGCUGUCUCAAACCAAAGCAUUUCCAAAUCUCCUUUAUUAAUGCCUAGUAGCACUCUCCAGCCUUCUCCCUGCACCUCUGCAGUCAGUUCCACACUUAACAGCAAAGCCCUUGCUUCCAUUUCCUCCUCUGUCAAGGAAGAGGGUUCAACUGCAGAUGGUGGAGGGAGGACCUCAGAGCUCCCUCUGAGCUUUAACUGCCAGGGACCUACUGUUCCCAUGGCACUGGUGACAGCUGCCGUCAGAAGGAGCGAGGAUGAAACUUCUGGCACUUCCUCCUCGCCUCUGUCCACCAAUGCUGCUGCUGAUGAAAGUGCCAAUCGAGAUAGUGCCACAGCUCCAGAACCAAAUGAUUGCCCUGCAGAGGGAGAGGAGGAAAAUGGAGCCCUUCUGCAUCAUCACCACGUGCACCACCAUCAUCAUCACCUCCACCCUUCAUCUCAUGGUCACUCGCACCCCCUCCCAGGGGGUUCCUGUGACAUAACAGGAAUGGGUGAGUGUUCACAGAACCAUGGGCCCAGUGGCAGUGGAGGUAGUGGGGUCGAAUGCCCUAAAUGUGACACUGUUCUGGGUUCCUCACGUUCUUUGGGUGGUCACAUGACCAUGAUGCAUUCGCGCAAUUCAUGCAAGACACUCAAGUGUCCCAAAUGCAACUGGCAUUACAAGUACCAGCAGACUCUGGAGGCCCACAUGAAAGAGAAGCACCCAGACUCUGGAGGCUCUUGCGUAUACUGCAGCAGUGGUCAGAGCCACCCUCGUCUGGCUCGUGGAGAAAGCUACACCUGUGGAUACAAGCCCUUCCGGUGUGAGGUUUGUAACUACUCCACCACCACAAAGGGAAACUUAAGCAUCCACAUGCAGUCAGACAAGCACCUGAACAAUAUGCAGACACUGCAGAAUGGAGGCUCCAUUGGUUCUGCACAGGACCAGGUGUUUGGACAUACCCCAGGAGGAGUGGUGGCUGUCCCGUCAGUCACCCAGGCCAGUAGCCAUCACCCUCCCCACCACCAUCCUUCACAAUCCUCCACUCAUAUGUCCGGACCUUGUGGGGUCCCCUCCCCAACCAAGCCGAAGAGCAAACCUUCUUGGAGGUGUGAGGUGUGUGACUACGAGACCAAUGUGGCACGGAACCUACGUAUUCACAUGACUAGUGAAAAGCACAUGCACAACAUGAUGCUGCUCCAGCAGAAUGUGACUCAGAUGCAGCACGGGCGACUUGGCUUGGGUGCUAUGCCUUCGCCCUCUGAGGCUGAGCUCUACCAGUAUUACCUGACGCAGAACAUGAGCCUUCCACCAAGCCUCAAGAUAGACCCAACUGGAGCUGAGGCCCAGUUCCUGAUGGGGAGCUUUCACCUUGAUCCGAACAUGGCUGCCUUGGCUCCUGCACUUGUAGGUGGGGAAAUCCCUAUGGAUGUGCGGCUAGGUGGUGGGCAGUUGGUGUCCGAAGAACUGAUGACCCUGGGAGAAAGUUUAUCGCAGACUACAGAUCCCUCUCUCAAGCUCUUUCAGUGCGCUGUGUGCAACCGCUUCACCACUGAUAACCUGGAUGUGCUUGGCAUGCAUAUGGGAGCUGAACGGAGCCUUCCGGAGGAGGAGUGGCGUGCCGUUGUUGGAGACUCGCAUCAGUGCAAGUUGUGCCACUACACUACUCAGCUCAAGGCCAACUUCCAGCUGCACUGCAAAACAGACAAGCAUGUGCAAAAGUACCAGCUUGUGGCCCACAUCAAAGAAGGGGGCAAAGGCAACGAAUGGCGCCUGAAAUGUGUAGCCAUAGGCAAUCCGGUGCACCUAAAGUGCAACGCCUGCGACUACUACACUAAUAGCCUGGAGAAGCUGAGGAUGCACACUGUCAAUUCCCGCCAUGAGGCUAGCCUUAAACUGUACAAGCACCUGCAGCAGCACGAAAACGCGGUGGAGGGUGAUGCCUGCUACUACCAUUGUGUGCUGUGCAACUACUCGACCAAGGCCAAGCUCAACCUGAUCCAGCAUGUGCGCUCUAUGAAGCACCAACGCAGUGAGAGCCUCAGGAAGCUUCAGCGCUUGCAGAAGGGCCUGCCAGAGGAGGAGGAGGACCUCAGCUCCAUCUUUACCAUCCGCAAAUGCCCUUCUUCAGAUACAGGAGAGCUGAGCGAGGAUGUGGAGGCUGCUAGUGAGACCACCACAGACCAGGAGGACCAAACCAAAGACAGAGAAAGUGGGGGGGAGAAGGAGCUCACCAAAGGGACAGCUUUGUCCGGCCACUUGGAACGGCACCAGUCAGGUUCACCAAUUCCUUCCAAAAGGCCCUCUUCACGGUCAGAGGCCUCAGAUAGCCCACUCUCUUCGAAACGACCCAGGACAGCUGAGAAGGGUGCUGCGGAGCAGAUGUACCAGUGCCCGUACUGCAAGUUUACCAACACGGAUCUGAAUCGCCUCAGAAUGCACGUGAUGACACAGCACUCUGUCCAGCCCAUGUUACGUUGCCCGUUGUGCCAGGACAUGCUCAACAACAAGAUCCACCUGCAGUUUCACCUCACACAUCUCCACAGCGUGGCACCCGACUGCGUUGAUAAGCUCAUUGCCACAGUGACGACAACUGAAGCACUACCAGCAAGCAUGUUCAUACCUGUGCCGAGUCCAGACAGAGAGCCGCAGAGCACCCCUCAUGCUACAUCCAACUCUAACGCUGAAGAUACAAAGAAGCAAGCUGAUGCAUCAGAUGCUGAUCCAGAAAAAGGGGUGUCACUCCCUACUGAAAUAGCUGAAGCUCGCAAGUCACCUCUGGAAGAUCAACAAUCAGAACGGGAGGAUGCCACAGGAUUCCUGUGCUGGAAAAAAGGCUGUAAUCAAGUGUUCAAGACCUCUAACUCCCUACAAAUGCACUUCAAUGAGGUUCACAACAAAAGGCACCAGUUGCCUGUUUCAGAUCGGCAUGUCUACAAGUACCGCUGCAACCAGUGUAGUCUGGCCUUCAAGACUGUGGAGAAAUUACAACUCCAUUCACAAUAUCAUGUGAUCAGGGCAGCCACCAUGUGCUGUCUUUGCCAGCGAAGCUUCAGAACACUACAGGCGCUGAAGAAGCAUUUAGAAACCAGCCACCUGGAACUGAGUGAAGCUGACAUCCAGCAGCUGUAUGGGGGAUUAUUGAUGAAUGGUGACAUUAUGGCAAUGGGUGAUCCAAGCCUUGGUGAAGAACAUGGAAGUCUGGGAGAGGAUGACAAAGAUGGAGAUGAAAGUGAUCCAGAGGAAAAACAAAGCCCGACAGGCAGUGACUCUGGCUCACUGCAGGAAGAUUCUGGAUCUGAACCUAAACGUGCAUUGCCAUUCAGAAAGGGCCCUAACUUUACGAUGGAGAAAUUCCUAGAUCCAUCUCGUCCUUUUAAGUGCACUGUAUGCAAAGAGUCUUUUACACAGAAGAACAUCCUUCUGGUUCAUUACAACUCUGUCUCCCACCUACACAAGGUGAAGAGGGCUCUUCAGGAGUCUACUACCGGUCAACCUGAGCCUACCAGCAGCCCUGACAACAAGCCAUUCAAAUGCAGCACUUGUAAUGUGGCAUAUAGCCAGAGUUCAACUUUGGAAAUCCACAUGCGCUCUGUUCUACACCAGACCAAAGCUAGGGCAGCCAAACUUGAGGCAGCAGGGGGGAUCACUAGCUCUGCAAGCGCUACUGGUUUAAGCAGUGGAGGAUCCGGCAUGAGCACAUCAACAUCGAGUCCAAGCCCAGCCAGCAACUCAAACACUAGCUCCACCAACCACAGCUCUUCUGGGAGUCAGGCAGCCCAGAAUAUUCUAGGAGGAAACCACACAAGCCAGACUCACAGCACUGAAAACCAGGGGAAUUCCUCGAUGAGCUGCCACUCCUCACCAUCUGAGAACCACGAAGUGAAAAAGUCCAAAUUUUCAGACAUUCUCUCUGCAAGGGGGCAACAGCAACAGCAACAGCUUCAGCAGCAACAGCAAUUGGCUCAGGCUCAAGCCCAAGCUCAAGCACAGCUUCAACAAGAGCUCCAGCAGCAAGCUGCUCUUCUACAAUCGCAGCUGUUCAACCCAGCACUUCUGCAGCACUUCCCGAUGACAACUGAUGCACUUCUGCCUCUGCAGCAGCAGCAGUUGCUGUUUCCUUUCUAUAUCCCUGGAGCAGAAUUUCAGCUAAAUCCUGAGAUCAACAUCAGCAGCUCAGCACUUGGCUUAGCUGGAUCCCCCAGCUCUUCUUUGCUUGAAGAUCUUAAAAACUCAGCCCAACAGAGUUGCUUGCAGCAGCAAUUGAUGCACCACCACCUUCAGCAGCAACAGCAGCAGCAACAGCAACAACAACAACAGCAGCAGCAACAGCAGCAGCAACAACAAUCACACUUGCAGGUUCAGAGCCAAAUGGCGUUGCUGCAACAGAGUGCAUCACUCCUCCAACAGGCUGAAUUAAAGCAGAAACCUCCCUCCUCUCAGAAUGACAAGGACAGAGAAAUACAAAGGGAGAGGGAUGCAAGCGAAAAAAAUGAGGACUAUGUAAAUAAGGAUUCUGCAGACAGCAAGCCAAAAGAAAGGGAUAGUCAGCAUAUUUCAAUAAACAUAAACCAUGAUACUGGCUUGCCUCCACCAAGGAUUGCUUCAGAUGCUCGAGGAAAUGCAACUAAAGCCCUGCUGGAAAAUUUUGGGUUUGAGUUAGUAAUUCAGUACAAUGAAAAUAAACAGAAAGCUCAGAAAAAGACAGCUGGACCUACUGGAUCAAGUGGUCCAGGUGGAAUAACAAGAGUCAUAGAUCCCAUUGGGGGAUUGGAGAAGCUGGAAUGUGAAGCCUGUGGCAAGCUGUUUUCAAACAUACUGAUUCUGAAGAGUCACCAGGAGCAUAUCCACCAGGCUUUCUUUCCAUUCCGAUCCCUUGAGAGGUUUGCCAAGGAAUACAGAGAACAUUAUGAUAAGCUCUACCCACUGAGACCGCCUACACCAGAGGCUGCUCCAGCUCCACCACCUCCUCCUCCUCCACCCCCACCUCCUCCUCCACCCCAAAGAGCUCCCACACCAAAUAUACCUGUGUCUAAUGCCUCACUCACACCUCCAACCGUGCCACCUCCACAGGCACCAGUUCCGAUGACACAAAUACCCAUGCCAAUGGAUUUGCCACUCUUCUCCCCACUUAUGAUGCAGCCCAUGUCUCUUCAGUCCCUGCCUACUCAGUUGCCUCCCCAGUUGCCGUCUGUUGAGCCAAGCCUGGCCUCAGACCUGGCCCAACUCUACCAACAGCAACUGACACCAGCCAUGCUGCAGCAGAACAAGAGGCCACGGACACGCAUCACCGACGACCAGCUUAGGGUCCUACGACAGUACUUUGAUAUCAACAAUUCACCAAACGAGGACCAGAUCAAAGAGAUGGCAGACAAGUCAGGCCUUCCACAAAAAGUGAUAAAGCACUGGUUCAGAAACACCCUUUUCAAAGAAAGGCAGCGCAACAAAGACUCGCCUUACAAUUUCAACAAUCCACCAACAACAACUCUGGAAGAUACUAAAAUUGAUUCCAAACCUCCUUCUCCUGAACCUCAGAAACACGAAUACUAUGGAAGCAAGAGAUCAUCCAGGACUAGGUUUACUGACUACCAGCUAAGAGUUCUGCAAGAUUUCUUUGAUGCCAAUGCUUAUCCGAAAGAUGAUGAAUUUGAACAGCUCUCAAACCUUUUGAGCCUCCCCACCCGUGUUAUUGUUGUGUGGUUCCAAAAUGCGCGUCAGAAAGCAAGGAAGAAUUAUGAAAAUCAAGGUGAUGGAGGGAAAGAUGGUGAAAGAAGAGAACUGUCAAACGACCGAUACAUUCGCACAUCUAACCUGAACUACCAGUGCAAGAAAUGUAGUCUCGUUUUCCAGCGUAUAUUUGAUUUAAUAAAACACCAAAAGAAGCUGUGUUACAAAGAUGAAGAUGAGGAUGGACAGUAUGACAGCCAAAAUGAGGAUUCAAUGGAUCUUUCCCAUGAAUGUUACACUCCCUCUGGGUCUUCCUGUCACACCCCAAUGCCCUCCUCUUCAAGUCUCUGCCCACUUCCACCCACGACUUCAGCAUUCUCACACCUCCCUUCCACCGAGAAAGAGGAGGCAUCACCAGCAACCACCUCAAACCUCUAUGAUGAGAAGCCCAAGCAGUUACCAGAAAUAACCGCUGAUCCGCGAGAAAACCAAAUCUCCAUUAAGCAGGAAAUUGUGCACCAACCUCAAUCUGAGGCACAACACCAGAGACCACAGAGAGAAGAGAAGAUCCAAAAUGUUUCUAAGCCCUCCAAGCAUUCAACUCCUUCCUUUUCUCAGCAGCAACAGCAGAGUGGUCUGUCAGCCUCACAGACAAGCCAGCCUUCAUCACAAAGCUCUCACAUGGGCCUCAAUCCACACUUGACCUCUGCCACACAACAACUGGCACAGCAGAUGAUCCCAUACCAGUGUGAGCAGUGCAAAAUUGGCUUCCCUUCCUUUGAGCACUGGCAGGAACACCAGCAAUUACACUUCCUUUCUGUGCAAAAUCAAUUCAUCCACCCGCAGUUCCUCGACCGUCCAAUUGACAUGCCUUUCAUGCUUUUUGAUCCUAGCAAUCCUCUCCUGGCAACCCAGCUAAUCUCUGGGAUGCCACAAAUUCCAAGCAGCUCUGCCACCUCUCCGUCCACCCCAACCUCCACUAUGAACUCCCUGAAAAGGAAGUUAGAGGAGAAAGCUAGCACUAGUCCAGGAGAAAACGAUAGCACAAAUAGUGGAGAAGAGCCACAACGAGACAAGCGGCUUAGAACCACCAUCACACCUGAACAGCUAGAGAUCUUAUAUCAGAAGUAUUUAUUAGAUUCUAAUCCUACGCGUAAAAUGCUUGACCACAUUGCUGUUGAGGUGGGUUUGAAAAAGAGAGUUGUGCAAGUGUGGUUCCAGAAUACCAGAGCCAGAGAGAGAAAAGGCCAGUUUAGAGCUGUUGGGCCAGCCCAAGCUCAUCGUAGGUGUCCUUUUUGUCGAGCUCUUUUUAAAGCAAAGACUGCCCUUGAAGCACACAUUCGCUCUCGUCACUGGCAUGAAGCCAAACGUGCUGGAUAUAAUUUAACUCUCAGCGGUAUGUUACCUGAGCAGGAGAACCUGCAAAUAAAAAUGGAUGCUCUUGAUACAUCAGGUUACUCCCAGCUACCCCCUACUACAAACAGUGAUGGACAAAGCUCCUCCAUGUCACCCGUGAACAAAGGCUUGGACUUGUCUCCAAGGGGUCUACUGAGCCCUUCGUCCAUCAAAGUUGAAGGAAUGGAAGACUUUGAGAGUGCCACCAUGUCCUCUAUGAACCUGAACUUUGAUCAGAGCAAACUCGAUAAUGAUGACUGCUCUUCUGUGAAUACAGCCAUUACAGACACAACCACAGGUGAUGAGGCUAAUGCUGAUAAUGACAGUGCUGAUGCAAAGCACAGCCAAAUUAGUGGCGAUUACCUGUCUAAGUCUGGGGGCACCGCUCCCAUCCUUGAAAAUGAUGACCAGAUGUCCUCAGGGCUAGUAAGCCCUGCAACAAGCUUUUAUGCUAAGGACUAUGAAAAUGAAAAUAUGAUUGACCACAGUGAGACGUCCAGUCUGGCUGACCCCUGCUCACCAAGUCCUGGAGCCUCUGGUAGCAGGAGCCUUGAAGGUGGAGAUAGACCUGGCCAAAAGCGCUUCCGAACCCAGAUGACUAACCUCCAGCUGAAAGUGUUAAAAUCCUGUUUUAACGACUACAGGACACCUACCAUGCUGGAAUGCGAGGUACUUGGCAAUGAAAUUGGACUGCCAAAGAGAGUGGUUCAGGUGUGGUUUCAAAAUGCUCGCGCAAAGGAGAAAAAGGCAAAGCUCAAUAUGGCCAAGCACUUCGGAAUAAAUCAGACGUCUUACGAGGGGCCGAAGACUGAGUGCACUUUGUGUGGUGUUAAAUACAGCGCUCGCCUCUCUGUUCGUGAUCACAUUUUCUCCCAGCAACACAUCUCUAAGGUGAAGGAUACCAUUGGCAGCCAGAUCGAUAAAGAGAAAGAGUACUUUGACCCAGCUACUGUCCGCCAACUUAUGGCCCAGCAAGAAAUGGACCGCAUUAAGAAGGCCAAUGAAGUUUUAGGAUUGGCGCAGCAACAGGCCAUGCAGCAGCAGGGGAUGUUUGAUAACCCUGCAAUGCAGGCUUUAAAUCUCCAGUCGGCCUAUCCAAACCUGCAAGGCAUCCCACCUGUCCUUUUACCAGGGGUUGGCAGCCCCUCUCUUUCCAGCUUUAACUCAUCUAAUUCAGCUUUAACUCCUCCAAAACCUUCAAACCUCCUGAACAUGCCUGGUGCCAGUGUUCCCUCACCUAGCCUCCCCACAUCUGGAUUGCCCAACAAGCCUCCCUCCUCAUCGUCUCUCACUGCAUCCAGCCCAGCCCAGACCAACACGUCUACUUCCCACUCAAACCCCACCUCCAACUCCACGUCCUCAACCAGUCAGUCGCGACCUGAACCCCCCAAAGAACGAGAUGCUGAGAGAGUAAAAGAGAAGGAGAAGGCCAAGGAAAAGACAGACAAGCCCUCAACUCCAUCAUCAACUGGAAGCACCCCCGCCCCUUCCACUUCUGCUGCCAGCGCCAAAAAGGAGAAACCCGACACAGCUGUUCCUGCCACUUCUAUGCCCACACCUGGAAUGGAGUAUGUGGUAGAUCCUGCCCAGCUUCAGGCCCUCCAGGCUGCUUUGGCAUCAGAUCCCACAGCUCUCCUCACAAACCAGUUUCUACCCUACUUCAUGCCUGGCUUUUCCCCAUAUUAUACCCCUCAGAUUCCUGGGGCUCUACAAGGGGGCUACCUGCAACCAAUGUAUGGUAUGGAAAGUCUCUUCCCUUACAACCCAGCAUUGUCACAAGCACUGAUGGGCCUGUCUCCAGGGUCCCUACUGCAGCAUUACCAGCAAUAUCAGCAGAGCUUGCAGGAGGCACUACAGCAGCAGCAGCGGCAGCUUCAGCAGAUCCAGCAACCCAAGGCGAGCCAAACUUCAGUUCCCCCUCAAACCUUGGGGGAUCGCAAAGAUUCUGCCAAAGAUUCAGCGAAAUCAGAGGAGCAAAAGGGCAAUCCACAAAGUGAACCUCCCACUUCCUCCUCGUCCUCUUCCUCCUCGUCCUCCUCCUCCUCUUCUCAUACUACAGUACCCUCCGAGCAGAAUGAGAUGGAUGGCAAAGCUGUGGACACCCAUCUAGACCAGUAUAUCGUCCCCAAGGUGCAGUAUAAACUGGCAUGCCGCAAGUGUCAAGCUGUUUUCACCAAGGAAGAAGCGGCUAUUACCCACCUUAAAUCGAACUGCUUUUUCGGUCAGUCUGUGGCAAACCUGCAAGAGAUGUUGCUGCGUGUCCCCGGUGGCGUAGGUGUAGGGGCUGGAAGUCUCUAUGACUGCCUGGCUUGUGACACUACGUUGGAUGGGGAGAAAGCACUCAGUCAACACCUAGAAUCGGCAUUGCACAAACACAGAACAAUCAAGAGAUCGGUCAGAAAUGCCAAAGAGCACGCUACUAGUUUAUUACCUCACUCUUCAGCCUGCUUCCCCAAUCCUAACACCGCAUCUACCUCGCAGUCUGCCACUCAUCCCAUCAGCAGCCCUCCUCCCCCGCCAACAACAUCAGCCACCAUGCCAUCCUCUGCUGUCUCCUCAUCUUUGUGCUCCUCCUCUACUACCCAACUCAACACCACAGCUGCCGGAAAACCCUGGCCCCAGGCCCCUUUCCCCAGAGCUUUAGCUGGGAAGCCCAAUGCUAGUCCCUCCUCUUCUUCCUCCUCUUUUCCUCCAGUGUCCUCACCUUCAACGGUUACCUCAAGUUCAUUGAGCACCUCAGGAGUUCAGACCUCGAUACCAACAGACGUCUUUACCGACGAGUCUGACUCUGACAGCAGUCAGAAGUCAGCAAACAGGCUGGGCAGGACGGCGGAGGAGCCGCAGCAGCCUGGCUUUGUCAAAGACAGUAAUAGUUGUAGUAGUAAUCUUGCUAGUGUAGGAACAGACUCCAUCAGAUUGUAAAAGAGCUUUCAGUGAUGGACGAUAUUUAAAAAAAACUCCCUAAAAGACAAAAAAAAAAAAUCCAAAAAUUAAAAAAAACCAUAAAAAGCAGCAAUGUUAAAAAUACAUUAAAAGUAUACAAACCAAUUUCAGAAAAAGAUGUGUAAAGACUAACUGCAAUUCCAAAGCUUGUAACCAAAAAUUUAAAUGUUAGUGGAUUGUUUUCCCAUAUCAACAUGCUGGUUUUCAUUUUUGUAUUUCUUUGUUUUUCUUUUGUUUUUGUUUUAACUCAACCGAAGCGCACCGAUCAGCCACAACAUUAAAACCACCUGCAUUAAAUUGUGUAUGUCCCCAUUGUGCCAGCAAAAUAGUUUAUGACCCAUCAGGGCACGGACACUUGACCCUUCGGUGUGUCCCGUGGUUUCUGGUACUGGGAUGUCGGCUGCAGACUGGGAUUGCGUUGAGGUCCGGGGAGGUUGAAGGAGGUUAACGCCUUAGGUUCUUUGUCGUGUUCCUUAAUCCUGCUGUGCGGUUGGUCAAAAUACCAUCCGCAUGAAUGCCAAGGUUUCCCAGCAUCACACUGUAACGAGGUGAACAAUUUCUUUUUUUUAAUCACCUGUCAGUGUUUUUAAUGUCGUGGCUAAUCUGUGUACAGGCAUACUAAUAUGUGAGAACAGAAAAAGAUCGCUGCAGUUACGUUUUGGGUAAUGGUGGAGGAAUGCUGUACUGUAUGGCAAUGGACUGCCUCAAAGUUGACAGAUGGCCCAAGAACCCUUUUGAAGAAAUGCAAGUCAACGAGCUGUCCCUUUGUUUUGUAAUAAUUUCUACUUAAUAGCACAGCCACAAAAAGCCAGUAUGUACUGUAUGGGAGAAUAGUCUAUCAGUUUUCUUGCUAUUUAAGCAUUCAGAUACCAAUGGCUUGCAAAAGUGAAAGAAUAAUGUAAUGUCUAUUUUAUUCUCAGGUCAACAGCUCACAGAUGUUUUUCUGUUACAGAAAUUCAUGUUUUCACCUUGUGUUUCCAACAGGAGAUGAGCAUUAUUAUUGUUUCCUUUCUGAACUUGAUUUACUAAUAGAAAGUUUAAGUUGAAUUAAAUCUUGAUAAGGCAUUGUUUCUGGGCAUUCAAAUAGGGUCAAACGAUUUGCUGAUUUCAAUAUCAGAAUUCCUUUCAAAGUGGGGAAGUUACAGUCCCGAUUAUCCCAUACAAGGAAAGCAUUGCAGAUGUGAUAACGGGCGAUGAAUAGUUUUAAUUAAAAAAGAAAAAAGAAAAAAAAGAAUCAGCCUUCUGUAUUUAUGAUAGAUACAAGCAUUUUUGGUGUUAAGUAGAAUGUUGCAUUGGAAACGAAUUUAAACAGUAUGGUAGGUUGGAGGGAAAAAAAACCUUUAUGUACAUUUAGCUUUUGUAUUGUCCAAUUUUAUGACACUUCAUUUGAUGUUGUCUUGGUCAUUCCGAUAGUCUAGAUUAUGGACAGGUAAUUUAUCGAAACUUUAUUUCUGUCUUAUUCUUAACUUCUUGGGAAACGUGAACCCAAAUGCCCCUCCUGACAAGGCAGGAUCCUCUUUUAGCAUUAUUUAAAUUUUAUGAUUUGGUUGGUAUUGCUCUAACCAAAAUGAAAAAGAUAAUGGGUGAAAUAUUGAAAGUUUUAUUUAAUUUAAUUUUUGUGUUACCUUUGUGCACUUAUCACUGUCUGACUCCUAUUUUUCACUCUUCGUUUUCCUCUCUCAGCACUUAUUUUUCUCUCUCGCUCUCCUGUGUUUGUAGAUAUGUAUACAAAGCAGGUCUUUUGUUCUUCAUGUAGUGUGGCUACGGUCUUUUUUUUUUUCUUUUUUUUUGACAUUUUUGUUGUCAUAAGUGAAAAUGAAAAAAGAAUACUAAUAAUAAUUCUCACGCUUUAAGACAAAAAGAAAAUCCAAAGACUAAACACUUUCACCAUUGGUGCAUAAAGAUGAGAAAAGAGGGUUCUUUAUACUUGAGAAUUUGUUGCUGUUUUUAGAGGAAAGAAACAAAGUUUUAAAAGAUAAAGGAGUACGCAUCAGAGUUGCCGAUUCUGCUUCUUUGCAAGCAAACAGGUGGCUUUUUUACGUAAAUACCAAAAACCAAAAAGGGCCCUUGUCCUUGCAUUGUGGAGUAGCACCGUUACAGAGCCAUUGCAGUUUGUAAGAUAGAGGUUAUUAAUCUUUGUUUGACUUUUGUCACAUUCAAAUGUCAAUUUUUUUAAGAAAAUGUAUAAGGUCUGGUCUUCAAGGACAUACGUUUUGCUGCUAAUGUAGAAUUUUGAGGAAAAAAAAAAAAGAGUACCUAGAUGCAUGCUCAUUUUGCUUUUGGCUAAGCUUUAAAACAAACAAUAAACCAAUUUCUUGCCUCUGCAACACCUUUUUUUUUUUCUUGUUGCAAAAACGGAACUUUGAAGACUGUGAAUAUAUGUUCCAAAGGACAUUUUGCCGAUUUUCUUUUUUUUGAAUAGACCAAUGUUUAAAGCCAAUGAUCUAUAACGUUUGUAAAGAACAGUGCAUUCCAAAUAUCACAAUGGAUUUUUCUUAAGCAAGGACUGAUCCUGUUUCAUUUGAUUGCUUUUAAUUGUCACAAUCUAUUUUUUCCUCAUUUUUGAAGUGACUGUAAACUGUUGUGUACAUUUUUUGCGUCAUUGGUUGCUGAAGAAAGCGACCCCCAUAUGUCAUUUUGUGCUGGCAUGGAACGUUGCUGAAAAUCCCUCCAUCCAGUCAAGGUUGUUGCUCACUUGUUAAGCAAGUAAUAGUGGUUACCAAAAAAUGUAUAUAAUACAUCUGGUACUGAUGCGUCUCAUAGGUUUAGUAACAUUUAUACCAGUCGACCUACAACUAGUCUCAGAGGGGAAUAACGGCCGUUUUGCUGAGGUGUUGUCGCUCAGUCACUUGUUGCAUGUGUCUGCAGGGUGCCACUUCCACACAUAGAUUACAGGUAGAGACAUCUUCAUUCCAAAGCAUUAUGUCUGGAAAAAGUAGGAGGUUAUUUUUGAAGAUGUCUCUUGUUUUCAAAUUGUUAGGAUGCUUUCAUGUCCAAAGAAGUCACUUACUUCAUUUUGUUGCAAUGGAAAUGGAUGUGCGUAGGUACCGCGCCCUUCUCCCUUAUGAUAUGAACACAUCAUUUCAAUUUUUCUUUUUUUUUUUAAACCAAAACCAAGACAUAUUUAAAUUUGUGGAGAACUACUUUUUUGGCCACUAUUGUAUAGUCAAUAUAUUUUGCCCUAAUGACUAAAAAGGCACAAUCUCAAAGGUGUUUAAAAAUGCUACAUCUUGUAGAGAAAUGGUAUUUGGUGUUAAUACUACAGCAUGCUGUUGGAAGUCAGUAGAUCUGGUCUGCAAGCUUGCUACUUCUCAAGUCCAGUUCCCUGAAAUACUGUUCACAUGUGCUUUCUUGUGUUGGAAAAGAAAACAAUCCCUAAGUUGUACAGUUUUUCCUCAAAAUAUGUUUGCUUUAUUUUAUUUUUCAGAUAAUGUCAGACAUGUAUUAUUUUCUUAGAAGUAUUUUAUUUUAUUUUCCGUGUAUUACUUUUUUAUCAUAAAUUAACACUAGCUUUAAAUUGAAUUGCUGAAAUUGAGAGACAAAAACAAAAAUUAUGACCUGGCCACUUUAUAUUCAUUGUCUCAAUGAUACUUUUUGCUCUUUUUUUCCAAAGUGUAAUCUUUUGGGCUCUUUUGUGGAAGACACAGGUGAGGUCUUCACAUUAGAUUCAGCCAGCAUGUACUCUGUAUGGGUUUGUGUGUUUGUGUAAGUGUGCGUUGUACGUUUGUGCGCGUGUAUGUGCGUGCGUUUCAUAAGAGCCAGCAUCAAUUCAAUUUUUUUUCUUCUUCUUUGCCUUUAAUUGUUAUUAUUAUUUUUUGGGUUAUAUGUUACUCACCAAAACAAGCUGAACCACGAAGCUGGAUUGUGAAUAACUGAAAUUCAGAAAAUCAAAUUUAAAAGAUAACGAUUGGAAAUGAGAACGAUGAUACCGAAGCACUGAGCAGUUUUUACUUUGAUUGAAUAUAUGAAUGUGGCCAAAGCUUUAUGCAGUUGAAACACAAAGGAAAAAAAAAACGUGCCCCGGAUAAGUGUAUAUUUUAUUGCGGCACACAAUGCUAUUGUGGAUACAGGGAUCCACCUCCUUACAUUUGGGAUACUUGAUUUUAAUGGACAAUUACAAGAGAGGGAUAAAGACAAGGUCUUGCUGUAGAGGUCAUCUUUUGCCCACUGUGAAAACGAAAGUGUACCUGUAUACAGAUAUAGAUAUAUUUAAAACCAAGACAUCAACUGUUUUUUUUUUUAUUUGUUUGUUUGUUUUUUGAGAUGAAGAAGGAAUAAAAAGAAAUGAUAAAGGACUCUGGGAAGCUUUGGAGAUCUUGUUAGGAGGACAAGAGAGGCUCUGGGCACACAAAACUGGGCAUGGGAGCCAAAGCUAGGCUCAAAACAGCUUUAAAAACCACCUCCUUAUUUGAUUACUGACAACUCUGUAAUGCGAAUGGACUCUGGAACCAAUGGACGUGUGUCACACACAGAGGAAAGUCUUUAGAGGAAACUGAACUUAAGUGGCUCCAGCUGCCUCUUUCUCCUUUCUGUCUGUCCUUUAUUUCUCCAGCUCUGCCUCCGCUUCUGCUCUUUGAUGGACAUUUUCCAAAUUUCAGGACAGGAUGGACAGAGAUGCUUGCUUCAUAUCUUCCAGUUCAUGUUGCUACCCGUUUCAUUUCCUCGUGCUUGUCUCCGGUUGACAAGUAAAGCUCUCCAGUCAAAUGGCGGCUCACCCCUCUCUCUGUUGGUUACAUUAUCUAAACAGAGAAAUUAACAACACAGAGAGGGGAUGGGUUCUCAAAGCUGUCAUUCUUAAAGAGGCAGUUACACUAAGAAAAAGAAAAAAAAAAGCAUAUUAACCAAAAUUAACAACCAAACUAACAACCAAACAACCAUUUGCUCCAACUUCAAAGAUGAACUGUUACUUGGAGCUCUCUGUUCCUUUUGUGACUUCUGGUGCCACAAUGUUUUUUUAUCCUUUUAUUUUUUUUUUCUUUUUUGUUUUUUUUUUUUCUUUUUGUUUCCUUGAAUUACUCCUCCUUCGAGCCUCAUAAGCAUGGCUCUGUGGCUCCAGGCAGCCCAUCUGAGGGUAGAAAAAAACAGCCUUGCAAUGUACAAAAAAGAGCAAGUUAAACCAAAAAUGUUGUUCUUGAUGUCUUUUCUAUACUGUAGUCUUGUUAGCUUUUUUGUUACUGUAAUUAUAUGAAGAUUUCCAAACUGUACCAAAUUACAUGGAAACUAACAUACAUACAACCACAUGGAACUUCAGACUUUUAAAGAAACUUUUGUCACAAAAACUUGUUGUCCUAGUUAAGUUGAUUGUAGAUGGUAAUUGAAUAUACUCCUUUGAAAAUAUUUCAUCAAGUAUGUUUCUUGCUCAUUGUGAUACAUUAAAAAAGUAUGAGCAUAAAAACGCA